Gracilinanus agilis (Agile Gracile Mouse Opossum) is the source of this 1743-nucleotide messenger RNA. It is a transcript of the gene PHF19, whose product is annotated as PHD finger protein 19. Gene Ontology annotation, cellular component: nucleus. The transcript is spliced from 14 exons. Bases 1 to 1743 code for a protein of 580 amino acids. Gene Ontology annotation, molecular function: DNA binding; chromatin binding. Gene Ontology annotation, biological process: chromatin organization; regulation of DNA-templated transcription. The record is from RefSeq and is a predicted model, not a curated record. NCBI's taxonomy places the organism in Eukaryota, Metazoa, Chordata, Mammalia, Didelphimorphia, Didelphidae.
AUGGAGAACCUCUCUCUGGAACCAGAGAUCCAAGAUGACUGUGGGCCGCCCAGGGCAGCAGGUGCUCCCACAAAGUCCAGAAACAACUUCAAAGACUUGAUGGUCAAGCUGACAGAGGGCCAAUAUGUGCUGUGCAGAUGGACAGAUGGACUAUAUUAUCUUGGAAAGAUUAAAAGGGUCAGCAGUUCCAAGCAAAGCUGCCUUGUGACCUUUGAAGAUAACUCCAAAUACUGGGUCUUAUGGAAGGAUAUCCAACAUGCUGGUGUUCCAGGCGAAGAGCCCAAAUGCAACAUCUGUCUCGGAAAAACAUCUGGGCCCCUGAAUGAGAUUCUCAUCUGUGGAAAGUGUGGUCUUGGUUACCAUCAACAAUGCCAUAUCCCCACUGCAAGCAGCACUGAAGGGCCCCUGCUAACACCAUGGUUCUGCCGACGCUGUAUCUUCGCUCUGGCUGUUCGGAAAGGUGGUGCGCUGAAGAAAGGAGCCAUUGCCAAGACCUUGCAAGCAGUGAAAAUGGUACUCUCUUACAAGCCGGAGGAGCUAGACUGGGACUCCCCACAUCGGACCAACCAGCAGCAGUGUUAUUGCUACUGUGGAGGUCCUGGAGAGUGGUACCUAAGAAUGCUUCAGUGUUACAGAUGCAGGCAGUGGUUUCAUGAGGCCUGUACCCAGUGCUUGAAUGAGCCCAUGAUGUUUGGAGACAGGUUCUAUGUGUUCUUCUGCUCAGUGUGUAACCAGGGCCCAGAGUAUAUCAAGAGGCUACCUCUAAGAUGGGUGGAUGUGGUUCACCUUGCCCUCUACAACCUGGGGGUACAGAGCAAGAAGAAAUAUUUUGAUUUUGAAGAAAUCCUAGCCUUUGUCAAUCACCACUGGGAUCUUCUUCAGCUUGGCAAGCUGACCAGCACCCCAGUGAUAGAACGAGGACCCCAUCUCCUUAAUGCACUGAACAGCUACAAAAGCAGGUUUCUCUGUGGCAAAGAGAUCAAGAAGAAGAAAUGUAUCUUCCGACUGAGGAUCCGGGUCCCUCCUAACCCCCCUGGUAAACUACUGCCAGACAAGGUGGUGUCCCUGAAGGAGAAUGGCGGCACCUCCUCUGACCUACAGAAGAGAGGGAAGAGCAAGUACCAAACCAAGCAUAGUUCGGUGCCUCAUGAACAGCAGAAAAGGCGAGUUGUUAGAAGAAAAAGAUCAAAAUUUUUGUUGGAAGAUGCUAUUCCCAGUAGUGACUUCACUUCAGCCUGGAGUACCAAUCACCACUUGGCCAGCAUAUUUGACUUUACACUAGAUGAGAUUCAGAGUUUAAAAAGUGCCAGUUCAGGCCAAACAUUUUUCUCAGAUGUGGACUCCACUGAUGCUGCCAGCACGUCUGGCUCAGCUUCCACCAGCCUGUCUUAUGAAUCCAGGCGGACUGUGGGCAGCCGGAAGAGGAAGCUGGCAGCCAAAGCAUACACAUCCCUAGGGGCGAAGCGACGGGCAACAGAGCCUGGUGGGCGCUGCACCUCAGACAGCAGUGCCGAAGGGGGCUCGGGCCCUGAGCGACCCGAUGAUGGCAUUGAUAGCCACACUUUUGAGAGCAUCAGUGAGGACGAUUCAUCCCUUUCCCACCUCAAGUCCUCUAUCACCAACUAUUUUGGUGCAGCUGGGCGGCUGGCAUGUGGUGAAAAGUACCAGGUCCUUGCUCGAAGGGUGACCCCUGAAGGGAAGGUCCAGUAUCUGGUGGAAUGGGAGGGGACUACCCCAUACUGA